AAAGAAAAAACAAAGGAUUGUGCUUUUGCUUCGUCUCUGGUUUUUUAAAUAGAGAGACUCACUUCUCAGUUUGACAAAAACUAGGGUUUUUAGCUUUCUCAGAUUUGUUAUAACUUCACCAAGUUUUGACCUUUAACCACCGAUCCAAUGGUUGGUACGAAGAGACUUGGUGGUUCCAUCGAUGACUCCCUCACGAAGAACCGUGACGAUGAAGUUGAGGCGAUGCUCAGGAGGAGAAAGCAACUAAAGACAACGACGAAGACGACAACACCAUUGAGCUUGUCUUACUCUGCUUCAAAGAUGAACUGGUCUAAAAACGAUGAGCUUGUCAUUCUCGGGGGUAUUGUGGACUAUGAAAACGAAACGGAAUUGAGCUAUAGAUCUGACUGGGAUGCCUUUUACCGUUAUAUCAAAGAUUCUGUAGAAGCCAAGUUUUCGAGAAAGCAGCUCAUCGAUAAGGUCAAGAGCUUGAAGAGAAAGUUUACAUACAAUCAGGGGAGAUCUAACGAUGGGGAAGAACUUUCUUUUACUAAUACUGAUGAUGAUGAAAUCUUCAAACUUUCAUUGAUCAUAUGGGCUGAGAAUGAAACAGAGUAUGUUUCUAAUGAGAAUAUGGACCAAGCCAAGGAUGUUCCUUCUGGGGAGAAAGAGAGUAAUGGUGUGCCUUGUGCGGAGCAAGAGCGGGUGAGUAUAGAGAUUGAUAAUGGUGAGAAAGAGAAAUUGGACCAAGCCAAUGAUGUGCUUUGUGAGGAGCAAGAGAAUAAUGAUGUGACUUGUGAGGAGCAAGAGAAUAAGGAUGUGCCUUGUGAGGAGCAAGAGGAUAAGGAUGUGCCAAGUGUUGAGCAAGAGCGGGUGAGUAUCGAGAUUGAUAAUGGUGAGCAAGAGAUGAGUGAAGAAGAUGAUGUGGAUGAGUUAGGUGAUAUGGAGGACACACUUGACUCUGGGAUAUCGUUUCAUAGUUUAGAUAAUAAUGGUAGAUAUCAACAAAAGUUGCUGCUUCAGAAUUUGGAAAACAUUGGAGCUGAAAAAAGAAAAGAGUUAAUCGACGAAUGGAAGGCAUUGUUUGUCGAGGAGCUGCAAUUGAGUAUCAAGAAACUAACUUUCACCGCAAAGCUUGCAAACGGAGGAGUUUCUCCUUGAUUCAAGAAAGAAAAUUUCUGCUUUUGGAAUGAUUUCGAUGUUUUAGGUUCCUUCUAUUAUUAGUGCUUGUUUUGUCUUAUGAUGUAACUUGUUCUAUGUACUAUCCUUAUCGUUUCUUUUUAUGAUGACUCAACAACACUUAAACACUUGCUAUUCUCACUUUAUGUUCGAAAUCGCGAGCGAUGGUUAUAGUCUU
This is a messenger RNA of Arabidopsis arenosa, 1336 nucleotides long. NCBI's taxonomy places the organism in Eukaryota, Viridiplantae, Streptophyta, Magnoliopsida, Brassicales, Brassicaceae. The record is from the annotation of a GenBank genome assembly.